AACAAAAAUAAAUGUUUUUGAUUUUGUAUACAACCAACCUACAAUAAAAACUAUUUUGUGUUUGUGUCGCUAAAUUUUAAAACAAUUAAAAAUGGUUUGUUGUGUUGUUGGUUGUCCAAACAAAUUAAACAUACAGAGAAAAUGUUUUACAUUUCCAAGGACAAGUUAUAAAUCAAGAGAGCUAUAUGAAUUAGCUAAGCGAAGACUAAGUGCUUGGAUAAAGGCACUUCGGAUAACUUCAGCAACUAUUGAAAUUCUUUAUCUUCAAAGAGUCUGUUUCAGACACUUCAUCAAAGGACGUCCAGCUUCAUUAACAGACGAGAGCAAUCCCGACUGGAUUCCAAGCAGAUUUUUGGGUGUUGGCGCUAAUAGAGUUUGUGAAAUUGCUUUGAAAAGAAAAUGUAACUUAUCAAAAAAGCACGCUCAAAUUAUACAUUCCAAUUUACACGUCCCCGAAUCAAUACAAAUAAGUGAAACCCUAGAAGAAUCACUGGAAAUUGGUGAAAAUGAAAGAUUUGGCGGAGACGGAAUUGACUAUGAUGAGCCGAAUAUGGAAUUCGUUCCUGUUGCAAGUACGUCAAAAGUCCGUCCUUUUCUGAACACUUGCCAAAAUGAUUCUACUUCCCAAUCGGGUGUUGAAAAAAAGAUUCCGAAACCAAUAAGAAGGAUCACCAAGAACAGGGAGUUAGGUGUUAAAAAAAGCAUUGCAGACAGCAAUAAAGUGUAUAUUCCUGCGAACUCAUGCUCCCUAGAGCAAACCAUAAAACAAAAUCAAAUCUAUCUUCAAACACUCAAAAGAGAACUAAAAAACAAAGAAGAAAUAAUAGAAAUGUAUGAAAAGAAACGAAAAGAUUUUGAAACAAGGCACAACGCGAGUACGUAUUCUUACGAGACAUCAAUCAAAGAAUUAGAACUCAAAGUAAAAGAACUCAAAACCAAGCUUCGUAUUCAUGAUGUUUCAUUUGAAGCUCUGCAGAAUGACAAUGAAAAAGUUCUAAAUCUUACCGGUUUGCCAAAUUUUGAAUUGCUUAACAAAUUGUAUGAAGUGAUUGAAGGAGAUUUAAACGAAAACUCCAAAACAAGAUUAAAGAAAUUCGACUCGUUUGUUAUAAGCCUCAUGAAGCUGCGGAUGGAUUUGCCAAUAUCAUAUUUAUCGUAUGUCUUUGGCAUGUCACCCUUAACAAUAUCAAGAUUCUACCGUGAUAGUCUAGCGAUAAUGAACUUAAAAUUAGGACCACUUGUAAAAUGGCCAGAUGAUGAGGCGUUAUUGGCGAGCACGCCGAGUUGUUUUAAGGAAAUUAUGGGAAAUAAGUGUAUUGUUUUGAUACAUUUUUUGGAAGUCCUAAUUAAAAAUCUAAAACCCCCAGUAAAAGGACUUCAAAGUGUAAAUCAUACAAUCAGGUAUUUGAUCGCAUUUACUCCAGUUGGUGAAAUAAUUUAUGUAUCUAAAGGCUUCUUGAGUAGUGUCACAAACGAGAGCAUAAUUGAAAAAUCUGGAUUUUUUGAUAAAAUCACCGAACAACAUAUUGUUCUAUCAGUUAAGGAUAUGUUUGAAGAAAGCCAAAAAGACAAUGAACAAAUACAAAGUAUUAAACAUAUGGCUAAGAAAACCGAGGACAAAGUUCUUGAUAUGUUAAAAGAUAAUUUUAAAAUUCUAUUCAAUCGACAGCCAGUCAAUGGACACGGAGAAAUUUACUCAGAAUUUACAGUGAGAUGUUGUUGUGCAUUGGCAAAUUUAUUAGUGCCUGAAUUGUUGGAUAGUGAUGGGAAAGAAAUUGAAGAGACUGUUGUUGUUAUUUCAGAUGAACAAGAAGACACGAUAUUAUAGACAUUGGUAUAUAUUUUAUUAUCAAUAAAGUCAAAAUCAAUAACUCG
Molecule: messenger RNA, 1875 nt
Organism: Eupeodes corollae
Lineage: Eukaryota; Metazoa; Arthropoda; Insecta; Diptera; Syrphidae
Exons: 4
Coding region: 92-1828 (578 amino acids)
Source: RefSeq, a predicted model, not a curated record